AGUCUUCUGUGAUCUCAAUAUCCAGAAAUGAAAGUGAAAGAUAAAACGACUUAUAUUCAGAGGAAGGAAUUGGAACCUUUUUUUUUCUUUUGCUACGCAUUAGAGGAACAGAAAGUUUCUAGACAACAAUUUUCAUCCUCAGAGGAAAGAAUGGCUCUGGAUGUGGAAGAAUGGAAGAGUGCAUUUCAAACACUGAUGCAGGAGAAGAAACCCUGUGUCUCGUGGACUCUGGAAUUUGAUGGCAACCUGCUGCCUGAUUGCUUGGCCCCAGGAUGGAAGCAGUAUAAACAGAGCACAUUUGGCAUGUUUAAGUGUUCAUCAUGCCGGCGGCGUUGGGAUUCUGCCAAAGUUCAAGUCCUGUGUCACAUGUACCUGGAAAAUCGGAGGUCACAUGGUUGUGUGCGCAUGCGGUUCUUCAAACAGAAGUGCAAGAAGUGUUCCAGUUCUCAAUUGGAGAACCCCACAUUCUCCCCAGAAAAUACCAUGAGAAUUUUAGAAAACCUAGUUUGUCGUAUUCUGGAGAAAUACUAUGGGAGUACCCACAGGAGGUUUCCAGAGAUGUCAAUUGUUCCAGAGGUUCCUCUGGAAGGGCCCCAUGACAUAGCCAAUUGUGAGGCAUGUGCUUUGGGCUACUGUGUGCAAAUACCAUCCCGUUCUCCACCCACUCACCUUGAGAUUGGGGACCAUACCAGUGAGGUAUCAAGGCCUAGAUAUGCUGCUUCUGGGACUCAAGUACCCAGAGGACAUCCUCAGCUUAAUCGAGAGGCAAGGCAGCAACUCAUCACAGGGACAGAUCCACAGGUCCCAGGGGUAAGGGGCUCACAAGUUAAACAGCUCCCUUUUUCAGAUUCCCCAGGAACUCGAGGUCGAGAGAGAAGGCAGGAACUAAGCAAUAUACUAAGCAGUAGACCCCCUGUCUCUGGAGAAGCAGAUAACCCUUCAGGUCUGGGUUGGUUGGCAGUGUUUGGUGUUGUUGCUGUUGCUGCCUUCAUUAUUUUCCCUCUAUUAUAAUAAAAUAGGUUGAGAAUCAGGAUGGUGAAAAUAGGUUUGUCUUCUCUGAUUCUUUUUUGAUUCCACAUUCAAUGAGGUAGCUCUGAUUUUAGUAACAGGGACCAGGCAGUUUUAAGUUUAUAGAGCAAGCACUGGUUUUCUAGACCUCUUAAAAAAUUAAAAAAAAAACAAACCAUAAUCUAGCUGAUAAUAGACACAGUAAAAAUAUUUAUAGAACAUUUUGAGUUCAAAUAAAAUAUCUUAAGUCUUUCAUUUACAUACUCAUUUAUUCAUUAGAAAUAUAUGUAGAUCAAAUAUCGAGAAGAACUGAGGGUCAUGACUAUUAUCAGAAAGUUAUUGUGCUAGGCUAAAUAAUUUUCCCACAAAGAUGGUCAUGUUCUAACCCCAGAAUCUGUGACUGUAUUACUUUAUAUAGCAAAAGAGGCUACUUUACAGAUAUAACUAAUGAGAGUAUCUUGAGAUGGGAAAUUCACCUGCAUUACCCAGAUAGUCCCAAUGUAAUCACAAGCCUCCUUGCAGGGGGAAGACAUAUUAUCUAAAGUCAAAAAGGGUUUAAUGGUAGAAUCAGAGGCUAAGCUGAUGUGCUGUAAAAAUGAAGGAAGUGGCCAGGAGCCAAAGACUAUAGGCAACCUCCAGAAAUUCAAUAAGGAUGAAGACACAGAUUCUCCUCUAUAGUCUUCAGAAGGAACCAGGUCUGUCUGAAGACACAUGGCUACAGAUCAGUGAGAGUGAUUUCAGGCUUUGGAUCCACAAGAUUGUAGGCCAGUAAAUCAGUGUUAUUUUAAAUGGAUGGAACUGUAAGUGGUUAUGCUAAGUGAAUUAAGAAAAAAAUUACUGGAUGGUUUUGCCCAUAUAUAAAAUUUAGAAAACUAAAGCAAAUGAACUUUGUUUCAAAAAAAAAAGUAACUAAGUUGUCUCUUAGACUCUUGUCAAUACUAUGGUUAUUUGGGCUGGGUUAGGGGGGUGGAGCAUAGAAACUUUGGGGGAGAGUGUGUUGAGUUGUACAUGCACACAUGUCCCCCAAAUCUUACAAUUUUGUAAACCAAUAUGAACUCACUGAUAGUAAAAAAUAUAUUAAACUUUGUGCUGUAUGAUGCUCCA
This is a messenger RNA of Erinaceus europaeus (western European hedgehog), 2112 nucleotides long. RefSeq names its product receptor transporter protein 4 (gene RTP4). The coding region runs from base 28 to 1011 and encodes 327 amino acids. Gene Ontology annotation, biological process: protein insertion into membrane; detection of chemical stimulus involved in sensory perception of bitter taste; protein targeting to membrane. The transcript has 2 exons. Gene Ontology annotation, cellular component: cytoplasm. The record is from RefSeq and is a predicted model, not a curated record. NCBI's taxonomy places the organism in Eukaryota, Metazoa, Chordata, Mammalia, Eulipotyphla, Erinaceidae. Gene Ontology annotation, molecular function: olfactory receptor binding.